Plasmodium cynomolgi strain B is the source of this 369-nucleotide messenger RNA. RefSeq lists its product as hypothetical. Bases 1 to 369 code for a protein of 122 amino acids. The record is from RefSeq and is a predicted model, not a curated record. The transcript is spliced from 2 exons. Lineage: Eukaryota; Apicomplexa; Aconoidasida; Haemosporida; Plasmodiidae.
AUGAACGAGACAUACUGUCUUAACGUGAGAGAGAUAAGUGAAGAAUACAAAAAUACAUGUUUAAAAUUAGAGAGUUUUAAGAAUUUAUAUAUGCUUUUUCUUUAUAAUGAAAGCUAUUUACCUCCUAUUAUUCCAUCAUUAGAUAAUAUAGAUAAGGAUUUCAUAGAUAAAUGUCCAGAAAAAGAAAAUGUAGAUAGUCUAAUGAAGAAAAGUUCAUGGAUAAAUAGCAAAAUACUAGGGAGAGAUAAAAUAUUAGACAAUAUGAAAAAGAAUGAACAAAAUUUUCUAUUAAACAGUGAACAAACUGGGGAUAUAAAUUCAGAUGAUACGAUAUAUAUCAUAAAAUAUAAUUCUGUAUUAAAUGAGUAA